GAAAGUAAGUAGCCAAGGAAUCGUGGAAGAUUCCAAAAUCGGCAUAUCAUUUCAAAUAUCCAUUGGAGUUUCAAGUGGUGGUGGGCUUUUUCCAAGUGUAUUGAAUAAACUUGAAAUAUGAUAGAAAAUAAUCCAACGGAAGGAAGCGACUCAUUUUCGACAGAAGACUUGGUGCAACACAAGGAGAAGGAGUUGCAAACUCUUAUAAAGGUUCGAGACCAUACCCGAGAAAUAUGGGAACAACUCAAGUUGAGAAUACAAACGUUUGAAAAGUAUGAAACAAUAUUAGCUGAUUUGGCAGGAACUAUAUCACAAUGGAAAGAAGUUUCUUGUUAUAGUACAAACAUCCUCGAGGGUAAAGAAUACAUAAAAGUACCUUUGGAAGAUACAACAACACAGUAAAACUAGGUGGAUUCCUUUGAAGAUUCU
Galdieria sulphuraria is the source of this 429-nucleotide messenger RNA. RefSeq lists its product as uncharacterized. The coding region runs from base 118 to 402 and encodes 94 amino acids. The transcript has 2 exons. NCBI's taxonomy places the organism in Eukaryota, Rhodophyta, Bangiophyceae, Galdieriales, Galdieriaceae. The record is from RefSeq and is a predicted model, not a curated record.